AUGACAACCUCCCAGAACCCGGCGGACGGCCGGGCUUCAUCAACUGGCGCCUCCCUGUCGGCUAUACCUGCCGAUGCCUCGGCAGAAGCUCAAACGUCCUGUCAAGAGGCGGCAGUCUCGACUGUUCAGCCCGACGGCCAUGAGCAACCGGCCGCAAUGCACUCCAAGUCCGGCCCGUCUGCCUGUGACGAUGAUACCCUGCGUGCCACUGGAGAAGCGCGCUUCAUGCCCGGCGCAUCAACUCUUCCAGUCGAUGGAACAACACUGCAGUCGCAGAGUCCCUUGGGACUUGCCACACCCACCAUAUGUCCGGCGCAACUGGCCUUCUCUGCUUUGCAACAUCUGCCGGUUCCGAUCCUCGUCAUGAACAGCCUCAAAACAGUCGUUUUGGCGAAUGAAGCCAUGGGCCGUAUGAUGGGACUGGUGCGCGACACAACCUGUCGAGACCUUGUCGCGACUGCUCUUCAACAGCUGCGAGGCCAGACUCUGUCCCAGAUAGGCAUCGACAUGCUGCGGGAUGGCAGCCCGAUCCGGAUCAAUUGGGAGACUUUUCUCGCUGGGCUGGUGGAUGAGGUUGGCGUUUGGUCGCCGACCGCGCCUCAGGUCCAGCAGUCGCCGGCCUCUCGGUCAUUGUUCCCUGGGGAUGCUCCCCCCGCGGCAGGGUCAAAGCCGGCUCCUGAUCUUGAGCCUUUCCAAGAUUCAAGGUCCCUCCCCAGAGAGGACGCUGUUGUUGAAGUGGUCAUCAGCCGCAAGGACUCGGGCAAAACAAUGUUCGACAGCAGGUACAAGGCCGAGGCGUCUGAUUAUCAAGCUUUCGCCAAAAUGACCAUUACAGUCUGGGAAAUUGAGGCCAAGCAGACAUUCUUCACACUGACCUUUACAGGCACCAGCUCAACUGCGUCGACUCAGUCGAGCGCAGAGAAGCCGGUGGCCAGGCCCAGCGUUACGGAAGCCGCUGGUCGCCAGACGACCGCCAGUUCCGCUGCAUCAUCAGUUCCCGCGAGCCGCGGUUCGAACCCGCCAUCUUUGCACAGCCCUGGCAUCGCCACAGUUUCUUCAAGCCCCUUCCUCCCCCUGGGGCCUCCUUCGGCCGCCUCGCAUACCAGCACACCCUCACUACCACAAAAGAUGAACCUAAUGAAGGACGCUCUGCUGGACAAUACCCAAAUCCCAAUCAUAGCCAUGUGGAAGGACGGCAGCGUGACUUGGCCCAACAAAGCUGCGCGGAACCUACUGCCUCGCACUCCCGACCUCGGCUCAUUUGCGAGCGGAUAUGACUAUGUAGAGCACUGGCCCAUGUGGAAUGAAGACUUCACCAGGAAGCUCGACGUAUCCGAGCACCCCCUGUCUGUGCUUCUUCGUACCGAGGUUCCCUUCUCGAGCAUGCGCGUGGGCGUUGUAACGAGGGACGGUAAGAAAAUCGUGCUCGACGUGCUCGGCGAGGCAAUACGAGAUGACACGAACGGAGAAUUCCUAGCUGGAGUCUUGACGGGCCGGGAUGUCACAACCAUGUCCGCGGAGAUCACGCAGAUCAAGGAGCGGGAUGACGAGAGAUUCAAGCUUAUUUGCGACACAAUGCCGCAGCUGGUGUGGACAGCCACUCCCGAUGGACGAUGCGACUUCUUAAACACGCGAUGGUACUCAUAUACGGGCUUGAAUCCAGAGGAUUGCCUGAAGGACGAUUGGAAGAUGCCCUUUCACGUCGACGACAUGCCGGUGGCACUGGCACGCUGGGAUCGCUCGUUGAAAACUGGCGAACCGUACGUUGUCGAAUACCGCUGCAGAAGCAAGGAGGGCGAGUGGAGGUGGUUCCUAGGCCGCGCCUUGGCCGUGAGAAACAAGGACACUGGCGAAAUCGAAAAGUGGUUUGGAACAUGCACCGAUGUGCACGAGAGCAUCGAGUUCAAAUUCAACGCCAAACGAACCCGCCAACAGCUGCUCAGUGUCAUCGCACACUCACAAGUCACCAUCUUUACGGUUGACCCCAAUCGUCGCAUCACCAUGCUCGAGGGCGCGUUGAUCUGGAACACCACCUACGAGGACAGUCAUGAGCCGAGUCGUUGGUACGUCGGGGAGGACAUGUAUACCGUCUUCAACCGGCUGGCUGGCAAGGUGACCGAAGGGGAGCAACCCCACUUCCUCGGGCCGAUCGAAGACAUCCUGGACGGGAAAUGCAAGGAAGAGGUGAGUGAGCAUGGAUUGAACGAUCGAUGGUGUCGCACUCGGGUUCUGCCCAUGUACGGCAAAAAGGCGCAAGACGGCAAGGCAGAAAACGACGGCAGCAUCGAAGGCGUGAUUGGUGUCAUCAUGGAUGUGACGGAGCUGAAGGAUCGGGAAGAGGCUCUCUUGCAACAAUCCCGGGAAAAACGAAGGGCCAUUGCGAACGAGGCCGCGGCAAAGGAAGCAAACAGGCUCAAGAGCCAGUUUCUGGCCAACAUGUCCCAUGAGAUCCGGACGCCCAUCACCGGAGUCCUGGGCAUGGCCGAACUCCUGGGGGACAUGGACUUGGACGAAGAGCAGAGGGACUACGUGGACAACAUACAGAGUUCUGCUACCUCGCUGCUGACCGUCAUCAACGACAUUCUGGACUUUUCCAAGGUCGAGUCUGGCCGGUUGGAUAUCGAGGAGGUUCAGUUUUCGCUCUCGCUGGUGGUCAAGGAGGUGGUGCGGAUGCUGCGAUUUGCCGUGGAGAGGAAAAACCUCGAUUUCCAGUCCGAAAUCGGAGGCGACAUUGAAAGGGACAUGGUGGUCAUUGGUGACCCGGGCCGCGUCAGGCAGAUCAUCACCAACCUCUUGACAAACAGCAUCAAAUUCACCAAUCAGGGAUAUGUCCGGUUCUCCGUGCUCAAGGAGGUGGAGACGUCCGAGUCGAUCAAGAUCAAGUUUGUGGUGGAGGACACGGGCAUCGGCAUUCAGGAAGAUGUGCGCAAGAAGCUGUUCCAGCCCUUCAGCCAGGGCGACGCGUCGACGGCUCGGCGGUUCGGCGGUACAGGCUUGGGGCUUACGAUUUGCAAGAAUCUGCUCGACUUGAUGCACGGACACAUCACGUUGGAUUCCGUCGUCGGCAGCGGAACCAAGGCGACGUUUUGGAUCCCAUUCAACAAGCCCCGAGGCACGCAGAAGCUGAACCCGGUCCAGAGCGGAGCGAUUCCCGACCGGCUGCAGUCGGAACUGAGCCUGUCGUGCAACAGCUCCGAGUACGACCACGUAGGGGGGACGUCUACCGGUUCCGAGGGGGCAGCCAUGCCGUCUUCCUUGCCGCGCCGACGGCCCUCUGUGCGGACGCCGCCAAACCAUGACCAGGACAUGCCUCGAGGUGAGCGUGCAAAGAUGCACAUUCUGGUUGUCGAAGACAAUCCCGUCAACCAGAAAAUCGCCAUCAAGACGAUUCAGAAACUCGGGUUUCAAGUCACAGCGGCAUGGAACGGCAAAGAAGCACUGCAUUAUUUGACGGCGACGUCCCGUGGCCAGAACAAGAAGCCGGAUAUCAUCCUGAUGGAUGUCCAGAUGCCCAUUAUCGACGGAUACAAAUGCACCCAUCUCUUGAGGCACCAUCUCCCGUACCAAGCCCUCCUCCAGGACGUGCCGAUUGUCGCAAUGACGGCAUCUGCCAUUCACGGCGAUCGCGAAAAGUGCAACAAGGCCGGAAUGGACGACUAUCUGGCCAAGCCGGUGACCAUGGCGAUACUGGAAAAGAUGCUCAUACGAUGGUGCCUGUCGCGACGCAGCGUGCCCGCGCAGCCCGUCAGCGCACUGCCGCACUGCUCCAAGGCCGGCGAGGAAUGCGAGAACACGGACAUUCCCCACGUAGGGCUUGAAAAGGCAAACCUGGCCUCGGAAGAGACCCUGCGAGACGAUGUCCAGGGCGGGCCCGUGACCCCGAAGCCGCUGACGACAAACGGACUGGACGAGCCGUCGCCCUUUGACUCGCCCUCGGCAAACGAGAUGGACAUGCAGGUGCGCAGACAAGAGGGCGAGAAGGAGUGGUCGAACCUCCUCCAAGAAAACAAGCUGAUUGACGCGGCGGGCGGGCCUUCAAACUUCCGCGGCACCCCGACGCUCGAAUCGGCCGGCAUGGGGGAGGCCUUGACGGAGGAGAACGUCAACAAGUUGAAGAGCGAGACGCGUACUCUGAAGAGAGCCUGA
Ustilaginoidea virens is the source of this 4146-nucleotide messenger RNA. RefSeq lists its product as uncharacterized. Lineage: Eukaryota; Fungi; Ascomycota; Sordariomycetes; Hypocreales; Clavicipitaceae. Gene Ontology annotation, molecular function: protein binding; phosphorelay sensor kinase activity. Gene Ontology annotation, biological process: phosphorylation; phosphorelay signal transduction system. The transcript is spliced from 3 exons. The record is from RefSeq and is a predicted model, not a curated record. The coding region runs from base 1 to 4146 and encodes 1381 amino acids.